Messenger RNA from Bufo gargarizans (Asiatic toad), 4843 nucleotides. It is a transcript of the gene TRIM33, whose product is annotated as tripartite motif containing 33. NCBI's taxonomy places the organism in Eukaryota, Metazoa, Chordata, Amphibia, Anura, Bufonidae. Gene Ontology annotation, molecular function: protein binding; zinc ion binding. The transcript is spliced from 20 exons. The record is from RefSeq and is a predicted model, not a curated record. The coding region runs from base 166 to 3444 and encodes 1092 amino acids.
ACGCAUGCGUUAUCUACAGUGUCCUGCACGUCGCCGCUGACGUCACCUCGCCGUGGCCGUUAGAGUAGAGGGAGGGCGAGAGGGUGGCCUUCAUUGCGGCGGCGUACUGUACGUGCGCUGGUGGCGUCGCGAAGCGGUCAGUUCAGGGGUUCAAAGAGGAAAAACAUGGCGGACAACAAAGGAGGCGGUGGCGGAGAGACGGAAGGUUCCGUGAGCAGCGACAACAACAACAAUGGCAGCGGGCAGGACGGGAACGCUGCGGGCACUGAGGCCCAGGCCAUGGAAGAGACAGAGAACGGGGAGAAGGCUGCGGCCCCCGUUGUGCCAGUGGCUGCCCAGGCAGCGGAGAGCCCGGCCCCCCCCUCCUCCUCAGCGGCCUCUUCUGCCACCGCUGCCCCAUCGUCCACGUCGUCCGUGGUGUUUAACCUGCUGGAUACGUGUUCUGUGUGCAAGCAGAGCUUACAGAGCCGGGACUCGGAGCCUAAACUGCUGCCCUGCCUGCACUCCUUCUGCCGCCGCUGCCUGCCGGAGCCUGAGAGGCAGCUCAGUGUCCCCCUGCCUGGUGGCAGCAACGGGGACAUCCAGCAAGUGGGUGUGAUCAGGUGUCCGGUUUGCAGACAAGAAUGCAGACAAAUCGAUCUAGUGGAUAAUUACUUUGUGAAAGACAUAUCUGAAUCGCCAAAUGGCACCGAUGAGAAGUCUGAGCAGGUUUGUACAAGUUGUGAAGACAACUCGAGUGCUGUUGGGUUAUGUGAGGAGUGUGGGGAAUGGCUUUGUAAGACAUGCAUAGAAGCACAUCAAAGGGUUAAAUUCACUAAGGACCACAUUAUCACAAAGAAAGAAGAUGUCUCUUCAGAUUCGGUGGGAGCUUCAGGGCAGCGUCACGUUUUCUGUCCCGUCCAUAAACAGGAGCAGCUGAAACUGUUCUGUGAAACUUGUGACAGACUAACUUGUCGUGACUGCCAGCUUCUUGAGCAUAAGGAACACAGAUACCAAUUUUUGGAGGAGGCCUUUCAGAACCAGAAGGGUGCAAUUGAGAACCUGUUGGCCAAGCUCCUGGAAAAGAAGAAUUAUGUUCAUUUUGCAGCUACUCAGGUCCAGAACAGGCUAAAAGAAGUGAAUGAAACUAAUAAAAGAGUGGAACAGGAAAUUAAAGUUGCAAUCUUCACCUUAAUAAAUGAAAUAAAUAAGAAGGGCAAAUCUCUCUUACAGCAGCUGGAGAGUGUCACAAAAGAAAGGCAAAUAAAGCUUGCGCAGCAGCAAAAUGACAUAACUGGCCUGUCCAGGCAAGUGAAACACGUAAUGACCUUCACAAACUGGGCGAUCGCGAGUGGCAGCAGCACAGCGUUGUUGUACAGCAAGCGGCUGAUCACUUUCCAGUUGCGUCACAUUUUAAAGGCUCGAUGUGACCCAGUACCAGCAGCAAAUGGAGCCGUAAGGUUCCACUGUGACCCAACUUUCUGGGCUAAGAAUGUAGUUAAUUUAGGUAACCUUAUUGUUGAAAAUAAGCCGACGUCCGGGUACUCUCCUAAUGUGGUUGUGGGGCAAGGUCCCCAGGGAACAAAUCAUGUAAAUAAACCCCCUGCGCAAAUUAACCUAGCACAACUCCGACUACAGCAUAUGCAGCAGCAGGUGUAUGCGCAAAAGCACCAGCAGCUUCAGCAGAUGCGGAUGGUUCAGCCUCCUAACCCGCAUCAAAGGCCAUCUGGCCCACAAGUAAUGCAUCAACAGCCUCCAAGGUUAAUCAGCAUGCAAACCAUGCAGAGGAAUAACAUGAACUGUGUAACUUACCAAGCACAUCAGAUGAGAAUGGCACAGAAUGCACACAACGUUGCACAGAAUGCCAAUCGCAUGCCUGGUGUACCCCGUCACAACGGCCCUCAGUACUCAAUGAUGCAGCCUCAUCUCCAAAGACAGCACCACUCUAACCCUGGGCAUGCUGGUCCAUUUCCAGUAGUCUCAAUCCAUAAUAAUGUAAUCAAUCCUACUAGCCCUACAACAGCAACCAUGGCAAACGCAAACCGAGGCCCAACCAGCCCGUCUGUUACAUCAAUAGAAUUAAUUCCAUCUGUAACAAAUCCAGAGAACCUUCCUUCUCUGCCUGACAUCCCCCCCAUUCAGUUGGAAGAUGCUGGGUCAAGCAAUUUAGACCACAUAUUAAGUAGGUACAUCUCAAUAGGUCAUCAGCUUCCACAGCCAACAAGCACUAUGAAUCCAUCCCCAGGACCAUCUGCCAUGUCACCGGGCUCAACAGGCCUGUCCAACUCUCACACACCAGUAAGGCCUCCCAGUACAUCAAGCACAGGCAGUAGAGGAAGUUGUGGUUCCAGUGGUCGAACUGUUGAUAGAAACGCAUUUAAAUCGGAUGCAAUGAAGGUGAAGCAGGAACCUGGCAUAGAAGAGGACGUGUGUAGUUUCUCAGGAGCCGUUAAGCAAGAGAAAUCUGAGGAUGGCAGACGAAGUGCAUGCAUGCUAAGCAGUCCAGAGAGCAGCCUGACCCCACCGCUCACCACCACGCUGCACCUUGAAAGUGAUCUAGAAGCCUUGGCCAAUCUGGAAAAUCAUGUAAAGGCCGAGCCAAAUAGCAGAAACAGGAGUUGUGAACAGUCUUCCCAUGGUACUCUCGUAAAUGGAAAAUCGCCUGUCCGUAGUUCUAUGCAUCGGUCACCAAGAGGUGGAGGCAAUGGUGAUGGGACAAACAAAGAUGAAGAUCCAAAUGAAGACUGGUGUGCGGUGUGCCAAAAUGGAGGAGACCUCUUAUGUUGUGAAAAGUGCCCAAAGGUUUUUCACCUCACAUGUCAUGUACCAACACUGCUUAGUUUUCCAAGUGGUGAAUGGAUGUGCACGUUCUGUAGAGACCUGAACAAACCUGAAGUAGAGUACGAUUGUGACAACUCUCAACACAGCAAGAAAGGGAAGACAGUUCAAGGCUUGAAUCCUGUGGACCAAAUGAAAUGUGAGCGACUGCUACUGUAUAUCUACUGCCAUGAGCUCAGCAUUGAGUUUCAGGAACCAGUUCCUGCAUCAAUACCAAAUUAUUAUAAAAUAAUUAAGAAGCCCAUGGAUCUAUCCACAGUGAAGAAGAAGCUGCAGAAAAAGCACUCCCAACACUACCAGACACCUGAAAACUUUGUUUCUGAUGUCAGGCUUAUAUUCAAGAACUGUGAAAGGUUCAAUGAGAUGAUGAAAGUUGUUCAAGUUUAUGCAGAAACACAAGAAUGUAAUCUGCAGAUUGACUCUGAAGUGGCCCAAGCAGGAAAAGCUGUGGCUUUAUACUUUGAGGACAAACUUCCAGAAAUCUAUCCUGACAGGACCUUCCCACCAUUACCUGAAUUUGAACCAGAGGAGGAUGAUGGUGAAGUAACAGAGGAUUCAGAUGAGGAUUUUGUACAGCCUCGAAGAAAACGUCUAAAGUCAGAUGAGAAGCCGGUGCAUAUAAAGUGAUUUAAAUGCCCUGGACUUGACGUUUUUCUGUAGAGAUAUAACUUUAAGUACCUAUUUAAGUGUUCCUGGAAUAUCUUCUCGCCUACGUUGGCUACCUUCAUUGAGAAGGUGGGAACUUUUAGACAGUAUUAGACCAACUAAUUUGUACAGAAGAGAUGAACAUUCUUUUAAAGAAGAUGGAAACUUAUUGUCACAUUUUUUUUUUUUCUUGACUUUUUAAAAAAUAUUUUUAAUUUGAAGCUGGACAGACUCCUUUCAGAAGGAACAGUCUAUUCGUAAUCUCAAUUAGGUUUUUGUGAAAAGUUGAAGACCGUUCCUUUGAUUUGGUAUUCUCAAGCGUUCUUUGUACAGACCUAUAAGCGGACUCGAUGGUUGUUGUUGCUUGUUAAUCUAUUUCUUUAUGGAAGAUUGGACCAGUACUUGCAGUUCUCUGUAACAUCUUCUCUUUUGAUCAGGCUGCUCUGAAGCUUGAUUUCAGCGAUAACAUGGUACAGGUUUAAGUGUGGUUUCUGAACGAUUCAUUUCUAGUAGUUCUCCAUUUCCAAGUUUUUGUUACAAUUUUUUUUUCUUUGAGUGCUUAGCUUCAGUAGGUUAUCUUCUCCAAGGUUCUGGUAUAUAGAUAUAUAUUUUGUGAAGGAAACCGUUUAACUUUGAUCCUAAAAACAGUAACUUUUUGCUAUGUAUAUAUGAGGAAGCUUCUACGUGUUCGUAAAUCCAUAUUGCAUUAUUUCUGACAACAGAUUGUCAAUCCUUGCUGUUGUCUUGCAUCCAAGACGAGGAAAAAUAAAUUAAGAAACUGGUUAAAUAGUCUUGAUUUUAUCCUACUUUAACAGCAAAUGAGUAGAUAGAAAUUGUUAGUAUAUUUGAGAGAAUAAAAAAACAACAACUUGGUCUUCCUUAGAGUUACUCCACUUUUGAACAUUGUAUCAAAGUUUAAAUCUAUGUAUAAUGUGGAGCAAAUUGGCAGCCACUUUGCUGUAUGACUGCUGGACUUGGCUCCUUGUACGAUUAGAGCUCAUCUUGCUCUCUGCAGUGAAUUAUGGGAAACGUAAUGUUUUUUUUUUUCUUGUUGUAAAUACUUUUUUUCUCCAACAAUGCUCUGUAACGGGGCAUGUUCUGUACAGAUGUCGGAUUAACAAGAGGUCGUAUCCAUGUUUGAGGCCCUUCAUUCUGAGAUGAAACUGGCAACCAGUAGCAUUUUAGAAAAAUGCAUCUUAUGGUUGUAAAGAGUAAAGCAAAAAUUCUGAGCCUUUAUAUGUAGCGCUAAACUCGAAAUGAUGAUCAAAGUUGGAGUUAUUUUAAUCUUUUUAAUUAGUUUCAAGAAAUGUAUAAUUUUGCUAUGCUCACUGUCUUUCUUGUACAUAAAACCUGACUGCCUCGAGGCAGCUGCCUUUCCAGA